Phyllostomus hastatus (greater spear-nosed bat) is the source of this 306-nucleotide messenger RNA. It is a transcript of the gene BLACAT1, whose product is annotated as BLACAT1 overlapping LEMD1 locus. Bases 126 to 227 code for a protein of 33 amino acids. Lineage: Eukaryota; Metazoa; Chordata; Mammalia; Chiroptera; Phyllostomidae. The record is from RefSeq and is a predicted model, not a curated record. The transcript has 2 exons.
CUGCUCCAGCGCCCGAGUUAAUCCCCCAAAUCCGGUCUCCCGGGCCGCAGCUGCUUCCCUUCGCAGUGAUGAAUGGCUCGGGGAGGGAAGAUCUCUGGUGAGCAGCCCCCAGCCUGGCCCAGGGCAUGCCCCAGUUCACUUUUGCCUGCUUCUGUGGCCUCCACGGCUUCUGCAAGAUGAAGAGGAAGAAGGAGGACGUUCACAGAGAGCGGGAAACAGCCGUGUGAGCAGGACCAGGGCCCCUUCUGCAGCCCGCCCCAGGCUGCGGGUCUUGGGCACGCUCCUGGUCAAGGCUUGGGCCAGGAU